AUGAGUGACAGCGAGGACUUGACCCUUUCGGAGAUCUCGUCCCGAAACGGACAUGGUGCCGUGAAAAAUGAGGAUGAUGAGAUGCCAUUGGCGCAGUUGAAUGGUAGAGCCAAGCAGAAGAAGAGAAAGCUGUCUGAUAAGAGCAAUGGGGCACCAAAAGAGAAGAAAGCCAAAAAGGCAAAGACACCACUGUCUCUGAAAGUGAAAAAGGAGACUCCUCUGGCCCCUGCUACGCCCAAAAAGACUACAAAAACACCAAAGCCAUCGCAAACACCAGGCUCAGAGACUCCCUCAGCUACACCAAAGAAGGAGGGCUCAGAGGAGGCUGACGAAGGAUACAAAUGGUGGGAAGACGAGAAUUUUGGUGAAGGUGAAGAGAGGUGGCAGACUUUGGAGCAUGCUGGUGUUAUCUUUCCUCCUCCGUACGAACCGUUACCUAGCUACGUCAAACUUUACUACAACGGUAAAGCAGUUGACUUGCCUCCUCUUGCAGAGGAAGUGGCGGGUUAUUUCGCUGCUAUGAUUGAAACUGACCAUGCCAAAAACCCGGUUUUCCAGCAGAACUUCUUCAAUGACUUCCUACAAGUGCUCGAAGAGUCUGGUGGUUGCAACGUGGAGAUCAAAGACUUUGAGAAAUGUGAUUUCUCCAAGAUGGCAGCAUUCUUCGAAAAGCAAAGGGAAGAAAAGAAGGCCUUGACCAAGCCUGAGAAGCAGCGCAUCAAGGAGGAGAAGGAAAAGCUUGAAGAACCAUACAAAACAUGUCUCAUGGAUGGCCGCAGAGAAAAUGUCGGCAACUUCAGAGUGGAACCUCCUGGUCUUUUCCGUGGACGUGGUGCUCACCCAAAAACAGGUAAAUUCAAAAGAAGAGUGUUCCCUGAGGACAUCACACUUAACUUGGGCGAAGGUGCUCCAAUCCCACCAGCACCAGAAGGCCACAGCUGGGGCGCUAUUAGACACGACAAGACCGUGGUUUGGUUGGCCAUGUGGCGUGAAAAUAUUUCUGAUACUUUCAAGUACGUCAAAUUGGCUGCAAACUCCUCCAUCAAGGGUAUUUCCGAUAUGAAAAAGUUCGAGACCGCCAGAAAGCUCAAAGACCACAUUCAGCGUAUUAGAGCCGACUACACCAAGAUGUUGAAGGAUCAAUUCAUGCAAAAUAGACAGAUUGCUACCGCCACCUACUUGAUCGAUAUCUUCGCUCUCAGAGCUGGUGGUGAAAAGGGUGAAGACGAAGCAGACACUGUUGGCUGUUGUUCAUUGAGAUACGAGCACGUUACGCUCAAACCACCCAACAAGGUCAUUUUUGACUUCUUGGGUAAGGAUUCCAUCAGAUUCUAUCAGGAAGUGGAAGUGGACCGUCAAGUGUUCAAGAAUCUACGAAUUUUCAAAAAGGAGCCCAAGGGACCAGGAGAUGACAUGUUCGACAGAAUCACACCCACCAUCUUGAACAAGCAUCUACAGAACUACAUGAAGGGUCUCACAGCCAAGGUUUUCCGUACCUACAACGCCUCGAAGGUUAUGCAAGACCAGAUGGACUUGAUCUCGAACGAAGGUACAGUGGCUGAGAAGGUUGUCAAGUACAACGCCGCCAACAGAACCGUGGCUAUCUUGUGUAAUCACCAGCGUACGGUGAGUAAGAACCACGAGGUCGGUGUGAAGCGUAUCAACGAUAAGAUUAAGGAGCUCGAAUGGCAAAAGCUCAGGCUCAAAAAGAUGAUCUUGGAUGUUGACGAGAAGGCAAUCAAGAAGGAACCCAAGUACUUCGAGGAGCUUGACGAUCUUACGAAGGAGGAACAAGGGGUCAUCGUUGAGCGUGUGAUCGAAAGACAAAAGGAUCAGGCGGAGAAGAAGUGGAAUAGAGACAACGAGAAGCGCAAGAUGGAGAAGCAGGAGUUGCUUACCAAGGAAGAUCUCAAGGAAAAGCUUGACAAGAUUGCGGAGACAAGGAAAGAGUACCUCAAUGAGAUCAAAACGGGCAAGGUGGAAGCCACCAAGGGAGCUACAGUGGCCUCGUUGAAGACCAAGAUCGAAACGGUGGAGAAUAGAAUCACCAACACAAGCUACCAGCUCAAAGACAAAGAGGACAACUCGGAGGUUUCUCUUGGCACGUCGAAGUUAAACUAUAUCGACCCAAGAUUGACGGUAGUGUUUGCCAAAAAGUUUGACGUACCCAUCGAGAAACUUUUCACCAAAACACUCCGGGACAAGUUUAACUGGGCCAUUGAGUCUACAGAUGAGAACUGGCGUUUCUGA
Molecule: messenger RNA, 2250 nt
Organism: Candidozyma duobushaemuli
Lineage: Eukaryota; Fungi; Ascomycota; Pichiomycetes; Serinales; Metschnikowiaceae
Gene: TOP1
Product: DNA topoisomerase 1
Exons: 1
Coding region: 1-2250 (749 amino acids)
Biological process (GO): DNA replication; DNA topological change; chromosome segregation
Cellular component (GO): nucleolus; chromosome
Molecular function (GO): DNA topoisomerase type I (single strand cut, ATP-independent) activity; DNA binding
Source: RefSeq, a predicted model, not a curated record